AUGAGAUGUAACAUGGAAAGCAUAUCAGCUGCAGAGAAAUGUGCUCAUCAUAUAAAGCAACCAAAAAAAAAAAUGGCUUGUACUGCUGCGGCUGCUGUUGUAUAUUCUGUUUAUGAUAAUUACGAUCUUCUUGCUCUCUCUUUCUUACUCUAUCCCAUCUACUCUUACUUUCUUUUUCUUUCUUUCUCUCCCACACACUUUUCUUUCUAUCACUCUCCUUUUUAUCUCCCCACCUCAUCUCUUUCCCUACUGUUUCUCUAUCUUCCUCCUCCACCUCCUUUUAUUUCUCUCCCUUCAUGUCUUUUCUCUCUAUUUUUUCUUUUUCUUUCGUUCUCCCUACUGUUUUGUCUCUCUCCUUCCCUUGUUCUUCUUAUUAUUCCUUUCUUUCCAAUCCUGUCUUUUUUCUUUUUCUUUCUUUCAUUCUCUCUCUCCCUCUCACUUCUUCUUCAUCCUCAUUCAUUGAUUUUCUCUCUAUUUCUUUUCUUCUGUUUUUCUCUCCCCUCCUCUUUUCCUGUCCUUUUCUCUCUACCUUUCAUUCUCUUCCCUGCUCUCUUUCUAUUGCCUUCACACUAUUUUCUUCAUUCCUUCCUCUCUCUCUGCUUUUUAUCUCUAUCAUUCAAAUCCUGUGCUUUUCUUUUUCUCUCUCUAUUCUUUACUCCUUCUCCACACUGUUUCUCUCUCCCACCCUCCUCUUUCUAUUCCUUCUUCUUUUUCUCUCCUCUUUCUUUCUAUAUCCCUCUCCCUCUUCUUUUUAUCCCUCUCUUUCAAACCCUGUCUUUUUUCUCCACCUUUCUCUCUCUUCUUCCCUCUUUCUCCCCACUGUUUCUCUCUCCCACCCUUCUCUUUCUAUCGCUUUUUUCUCUCUUUCUCUCCUCUCUCUUACGUGACUUAAAGCCCACUUCCAUUUCUGCUUCAGAUCCAGCAUAG
This is a messenger RNA of Acanthosepion pharaonis, 927 nucleotides long. Lineage: Eukaryota; Metazoa; Mollusca; Cephalopoda; Sepiida; Sepiidae. The record is from the annotation of a GenBank genome assembly.